ACAUCGUGUUUCUCUGUGUUUUUUCAUUUCUCUUGAACCUUCCGGUUUCUUCUUCCUUUCCACCUUUUAAAUACUCCAAUUCACCAUCUCUGUCAUCACACAAAACAUCUAAAAUUAUUUCUUCAAAGUAGAUAAAAAAUACAGAGGAAGUGUGCGAAUAUGGAUUUCAGAUUGAUGGGUUUGGAUGCUCCAGUAUUGCAUGCUCUACACCAAAUGAUGGAUCUUUCAGACGACAAUUCUGUGGACAAGUCAUCACACAAUGCUCCGACACGGUCAUACGUUAGAGAUGCAAAGGCGAUGGCUGCAACUCCGGCGGACGUGAAGGAAAAUCCAAAUUCAUACGUGUUUGUUAUCGACAUGCCAGGGUUGAAAUCUGGUGAUAUAAAGGUUCAGGUGGAAGAUGAGAAUGUGCUUGUGAUAAGCGGUGAGAGGAAGAGGGAAGAAGAGAAAGAAGGUGCAAAGUAUUUGAGAAUGGAGAGAAGAGUUGGAAAAUUGAUGCGAAAGUUUGUUCUUCCUGAGAAUGCUAAUACAGAUGCUGUUUCGGCUGUGUGUCAAGAUGGGGUUCUCAGUGUUAAUGUUGAAAAAUUGCCUCCGCCUCAGCCUAAGAAACCUAGAACUAUUGAGGUUAAGAUUGCUUGAAAUUCAAACCUUGUUUUGAAUUAUACGAUGAUCUUUGGGGCAGAGGAGUACGAUGUGGUUUUCUUUAAGGUGUUUCUUUUUAUGGUUUGUUUUGGUAAUCAUCAGUAUUAACUUUGAUUUGUAGUGCAGUGGUUAUGUUUCUAUCAAUGGUUGUGGUUUUAUGAUAUAUUAUAUUUUUGUUUAUGCAA
Lathyrus oleraceus (garden pea) is the source of this 827-nucleotide messenger RNA. Its product is annotated as 17.9 kDa class II heat shock protein. The transcript has a single exon. NCBI's taxonomy places the organism in Eukaryota, Viridiplantae, Streptophyta, Magnoliopsida, Fabales, Fabaceae. The record is from RefSeq and is a predicted model, not a curated record. The coding region runs from base 160 to 639 and encodes 159 amino acids.